CGGCACUACUACAUGACGUCACAACCCAGCAAUGACCUCUCCUGCUAGCUAAGGCUGGCUAGCCGGGAGUACUUCGCCAAUAUCGCAACUGAGCCGAAUACAUUUUGAAAACAAUGGGGCAGACGAAGCAAGAAGAAGAAUACGGAUACGAUUUAUUCCCGGAGAGGAACGCGGGGAAAUACAAGAAGGGCUCUGUCGCAGAGAGCCUUUUAACUUUCAACCACAAAUGUCAGGUCAUGUUACAGUUAGCCGUGGAAACCAGUCCAUAUGCCAAACUCCUCCUCGGUGCCAUGAAGAACUCUGGAUGUACAGUGUUUAAAGACCGCCAUUUUGCCUGCGAAGAUUGCGACGGGACGGUCAGCGGCGGAUUUGACGCAGCGACGUCCCAAAUUGUCUUGUGUCAGAACAACAUCCACCAGCAGUCGCACAUGAACCGAGUAGUCACGCAUGAGCUCAUCCACGCCUUUGAUCACUGUCGAGCUCACGUGGACUGGUUCAACAACUUCAGACAUUUAGCGUGUUCCGAGAUUCGUGCAGCCAACCUCAGUGGCGAUUGCUCCUUUUCCAACGAGGUGGCCCGUUUUCACUUUGGCAUGAAGCAGCAUCACCAGGAAUGUGUUCGUGGCCGCGCCCUGCGCUCCAUCCUGGCCGUGAGGAAAAUCAACCGCCAGGCGGCGGAGAAAAUCGUGGAUGAGGUCUUCGACACGUGUUUCAAUGACCACGCGCCCUUCGGUCGGAUCCCGCACGGCAAGAAGGAUGCCAAGUUUGCUCACAGGGAUUAUGAGAACAGGAAUCGGUAUUAUGCAAAUCUUUAGGAUGGCACACAAAGUUUUGAUGGAUUUUUUUUUUUUUUUUUUGGGACGGGAAGGCGAUAUGCCCCCUGGGACUUGUCCUUGGAACAAGAAACAUUCAUUGUCACGUUUUGGACUUGAGUUUUAUAUAAAGGGGAUCAACAUAGUUAUUUUGGAAGCCAAAUAUCAAGAAACACUUUUUUUUUUAAAUCUUGCAGUGACCUUCGCGAAUCUACUGUAAAUACAACAAAAUCAAAACCCCAUGGGGAUUAAAGUACAAACUUCUUCCAAGUCUUUAACAGCCAACUUGAGUAGAAAAUGAAGCAAGUCCGAGUUCUCCGUCAAUGUGCUCGUUCCGAUCUUGCCAUAAAAAGUCAUUGGCGAAAUCGUCCAUUGGACAUUAGUGCCACAAAGGAUCCCGUAUCCUUCCGCGCGGGGGUAAUGAGGGGCUGGAAAAAAAGUUAUUAGUGGAAUUAGCGUCAUAAUCCCUCUCCAUUAUCCUUCCCUUCUUCUUAUAUCUCAAAGACGACACCCUCCGCAUCCUAAUCGCACUUUCACUCGCCGGAGAAAUAGACUCCAAGUUGUGCUCUGAUUUAAAAAAAAAAAAAAGUACACACAAGGCAAAAAAUGAUUAGGUUUAAUUUAAGGGAGCUUAGCAAGACGAUGACAACGAGCUUCUUGAGAAAACGAAAAGACCAGACUGUGACUCAUACUCUGAUUUGGAUUAGUUGACUAAACAAAUGGUGCAAAACAACAGAUUUAUGACUGGAAUUGCAGACAUAUCAAACGCUUGCUUUGAAACGUAUUUGUUUAACUCGGGCACCCCAAACUUCACAUGCAUUAUGCAUUUUUUUGUUUUAGAUUCAAGAUUGAUUCCCUUUGCAUCACAUUCGAGCAGCACUAUUUGCAAACAUCUUGUAGUUCCUACUCUGUCCUCUAGAGUGUACUUUUGGACCACUAAGCUUCUUCCUCCCAAACAUUCUGCUUCUCUUCAAAGUUGACAAGCAAAUUGCUGUCCUUUUUUUUUUUAACUGAUACACAUAAUUGAAUCUGUCUCGUUGAGUCUUGCUUGAGUAGAGACGAGGUGCUGUAAUAAAAAGUGCCACAGAGGAGA
Messenger RNA from Hippocampus zosterae (dwarf seahorse), 1905 nucleotides. RefSeq names its product ATP23 metallopeptidase and ATP synthase assembly factor homolog (gene atp23). Gene Ontology annotation, molecular function: metalloendopeptidase activity. Gene Ontology annotation, biological process: mitochondrial protein processing; mitochondrial proton-transporting ATP synthase complex assembly. Gene Ontology annotation, cellular component: extrinsic component of mitochondrial inner membrane. NCBI's taxonomy places the organism in Eukaryota, Metazoa, Chordata, Actinopteri, Syngnathiformes, Syngnathidae. The record is from RefSeq and is a predicted model, not a curated record. The transcript is spliced from 6 exons. Bases 114 to 815 code for a protein of 233 amino acids.